AAGCGGUUGGGGGGGGAGCUUGGACUCGCGCCUGCGCAGUGGGGAUGCGACGCUGAGUUUUCCAGACUGCGGUGGGGUUCACGGGGAGCACUGGAGGGGAGUCAGCUCCGCCACCUUUCUCAAAACCUCGUGAGCCCCCACGUGUCACCCAUUGGUCCUGUCGAGUCUGUAGCAGUGCUUCCCGAUGAACCUUUGAAGGUCUCACUGUUAGAGUUGCAGCUGAUGACCUGAGGUGAUGAGAAGGUUUUUGUUACUUUAUGCUACACAGCGAGGACAGGCAAAGGCCAUAGCAGAAGAAAUAAGUGAGCAGGCUGUGUCACACGGGUUUUCCGCAGAUCUUCACUGUAUCAGUGAGUCGGAAAAGUAUGAUCUGAAAACAGAAACUGGCCCUCUGGUGAUGGUUGUAUCUACCACGGGUACAGGAGACCCACCUGACACAGCCCGCAAGUUUGUUAAAAAAAUACACGACAAGACACUCCCCCCGGACUGUUUUGCUCACCUGCGGUAUGGAUUAUUGGGCUUGGGUGACUCGGAAUACACAUACUUCUGCAACGGAGGGAAAGUAAUUGAUAAACGACUUCAGGAGCUUGGAGCCCAGCGUUUCUACGACACCGGACAUGCCGAUGACUGUGUAGGUUUAGAGCUUGUGGUAGAGCCGUGGAUUGAUGGACUCUGGGCUGCUCUCACGAAGCACUUUAAGUCACUCGGAGGACAAGAAAACAUGAGUGACACACUUCCACGGGCAUCAGAUGCCCCCUUGAGCACUGCCAUGAAGCCGGAGUUGUUGCACAUCCAGUCACAAGUUGAACUGCUGAGAUUAGAGGACGUGGGGACAAGGGAUUCUGAGCUUCGGGAACAAAAUGAGACAAACAGGAGUCAGCAGGGACGGAUCGAAGACUUUGACUCCUCGCUUGUGCACUCGGUCCCCCCACUCUCCCAGAGCUCUCUAAGUAUUCCUGCUGUGCCCCCAGAGUAUUUGGAGGUCCAUCUUCAGGAGUCUCUUGGCCAGGAGGAAAACCAAGCACCUGUGCCUUCAGGGGAUCUGAUUUUUCAAGUUCCAAUUUCAAAAGCCAUUCGGCUGACUACAGAUGAUGCCGUAAAGACCACUCUGCUGUUGGAAUUGGACAUUUCAAAAAUAGAGUUUUCCCAUCAACCUGGAGACUCCUUCAAUGUGACCUGUCCAAACAGUGAUCGUGAAGUAGAAAAGCUGCUCCAGAGGCUGCAGCUGGCUGAUAAGCGAGCGCACCGUGUCUCCUUGAAAAUUAAGACGGACACUAAGAAGAAAGGAGCUGCCCUGCCUUCGCAUGUGCCUGAGGGGAGUUCUCUGCAGUUCAUCCUCACCUGGUGCCUUGAAAUACGAGCAGUUCCUAAAAAGGCCUUUUUGCGGGCCCUUGCGGAGCACACCAGCAGUGCCACUGAAAAGCGGAGGCUGCAGGAGCUGUGCAGUAAACAAGGAGCCACUGAUUACAACCGCUUCAUCCGAGAUGCCAGCGUCUGCCUGCUGGACCUCCUGCUCACCUUCCCAUCCUGCCAGCCUCCGCUCAGCCUCCUGCUGGAGCACCUUCCUAAACUUCAGCCUCGACCAUACUCAUGUGCAAGCUCCAGCUUACGCCACCCAGACAAGCUUCACUUCGUGUUUAACAUUGUAGAGUUCCCACCGAGCACCACAGCGGCCUCCCCACGGAAGGGAGUGUGCACAGGCUGGCUAGCCACAUUGGUUGCUCCAUUCCUUCAGCCAAACACAGACGUUUCGAAUGCAGACAGUGGUGACGCUCUGGCUCCUGAGAUAUGUAUCUCUCCUCGGGCAACAAAUGCUUUCCACUUACCAGAGGACCCGUCAGCCCCCAUCAUAAUGGUGGGUCCAGGAACUGGCGUAGCCCCCUUUGUUGGCUUCCUCCAGCACAGAGAAAAACUCCAAGAACAACACCCAGAUGGGAAAUUUGGAGCAAUGUGGCUGUUCUUUGGCUGCAGACACAAGGACAGAGACUACUUGUUCAGGGAGGAGCUCAGGCAUUUCCUCAAGACUGGGGUCUUGACUCAUCUGAAGGUCUCCUUCUCAAGAGACCCUGCCCCUGACGGGGAGGAGGCCCCAGCAAAGUAUGUGCAAGACAACCUCCAGCGGCACAGCCAGCAGGUGGCCAGGACCCUCCUUCAGGAGAAUGGCUACGUUUAUGUGUGUGGAGACGCCAAGAAUAUGGCCAAGGAUGUCAACGACACCCUUGUAGGAAUCAUAAGCAAAGAAGCCGGCGUUGACAAACUAGAAGCGAUGAAGACGCUGGCAACGUUAAAGCAAGAGAAGCGAUAUCUGCAGGACAUCUGGUCUUGAAACUGGAACGGAGACACUUGGGAUUUGUUUUUGUUUUUGUUUUUGUUUUUGUUUGUUUGUUUGUUUUUUCUUGAAGUGCCAAAGGUCAAUUUUACAGAAGAUGAGUUUAAAAUGUUUGGACAUUUCUUGGAGGCGGCUGUGUGAGGAACAGCUUGCUUACAGGUACAGCAGGUACAACCGCCUGACAGUCUCACAGGUUGUCUCCCACUCCUUACCUGUGGCCCUACCCAGCACAUCACUGUGUGGAGGGGGAAGAAGCAGCUCCCACCUGGCAUCCAUUGCACAUAGGCUCCCCAGGAGGACAGAUCAUCCAUGGCUCACCCGUGCCUGGGCACAUCUUGGAGCGCUUGUGGACAUAUUAUCUUUCAAUGAAGUAUAUUCAAAGGAUAUUUAUACUGGUGAUAUUUAAAUUAGCACAAACAUGCAACGCAUUCUUUUGCAUGUCUUUAAUUGUGGUUUUAUUAUCAAAAUUAUAUUUCUGAUAAAAUAUUUUAAUUUUGAGGUAAUCCCUACAAAAUAAGGGUUUUCAUGCUACUAGAAAUAUAUUUUGAAAUACAUUUGAUAUAGUACUCUGCCGUUUCCAUCAUGUUAACUUUUAGUGUCAUCAUCCUACAGCUUAGGGGCAUUUGCAUUCCCCUGACAAAGGCAUCAUGUGUACAGCUCAGUAGUGUUACGCCCUGUUCUUCUCAUGGACCCCAAUACAUGUCUAUAUUUCUGUGAUUCAGUUCAGAUUAAAGAACUCCAGUUAGGCCGGGCGUGGUGGCACACGCCUUUAAUCCCAGCACUUGGGAGGCAGAGGCAGGCGGAUUUCU
Molecule: messenger RNA, 3138 nt
Organism: Mus caroli (Ryukyu mouse)
Lineage: Eukaryota; Metazoa; Chordata; Mammalia; Rodentia; Muridae
Gene: Mtrr
Product: 5-methyltetrahydrofolate-homocysteine methyltransferase reductase
Biological process (GO): homocysteine metabolic process
Cellular component (GO): cytosol
Molecular function (GO): FMN binding; [methionine synthase] reductase (NADPH) activity; flavin adenine dinucleotide binding
Source: RefSeq, a predicted model, not a curated record